AUGGGGUGCGGCGCCAGCUCCGUGGCCGGCGGGGGCGCCAAGGUGGCCAAUGGCGAGGCCGCGCAGCAGGCGGGCAAGGCUCCCACCGAGAGCCCCGCGAGCGCGAGCUCGGGGACCAAAGGCGAGGCGGGCAGCAAGCCUGCCAUCAAAGAGACGGGGGACAAGGACAAGCUCAAGAAGCAGGCCCGGGAGGACAACAAGAGCUACACGCAGACCCUGGCCUUCCUCGCCAACGUGCAGUUGCUGAAGAGGCUGCCGAAGGACCAGCACCCACAGCUCGCAGCAGCCAUGGACAGGGCAGAGUUCCCCGCGGGUCACGUAGUGAUCAAGCAGGGUGACCCUGGCGCCGAGUUCUUCGUGAUCAAGAGUGGCGAGGCAAGAGUGGAAGUGACGACAGGCGGAACCACGAAUACGGUUGCGAAACUCAAGGCCGGCGAUUAUUUCGGGGAGGGCGCGCUCCUGCGCGACGAGCCUCGGGCCGCCACGAUCGUCGCAGAGUCGCCCCUGAAUACUUUCAAAAUCACGCGGGACAAGUUUCAGAGCUUAGGCCUGAACGACAAGCUGCAGUUUGCAGCCCGUAAGGCGGUCGGCGGUGGCCGUAACCGUGUUAUCGCGAAGCCCCCAACCGAGAAGACCCCCGAGGAACGGGCACUGUUCGCGGAGGCCUUGCGCAAUAAUGAGAAUCUACAGGCAACUGUGACGUUGGACGAUGACCGCAUCCAGAGGAUAUGUGACGCGGCUUGGAAGGAGGAAGUGGAAGAAGGCAAAGAGCUGAUCACAGAGGGCGACCUGGUCGCCGACUAUUUCUACGUGGUGCAGGAGGGUUCCUUCGAGGUGAUCGUCUCUGACGACGGCGACGAGGACGACGCGGAGGGCGUGCAGCACGGCAACAGCGUGGAGGCGUUGACCGCCUCCAAACCCCUUUCAAAGCCAGUGGCGGAGCUUACGAAGGGUGGUAGCUUUGGGGAGCUCGCUCUUCUCUAUCUCGUUCCGCGCGCCGCUACUGUGAAGGCGAAAGAGAAAAGUUCCGUGUGGGUCAUCGACCGCACGAACUUCAAGAGCAUCUUGAUGAAGGUGUCGGAUAAAAAGAUCGCGGAGUACGUGCGACACCUGGACCACGUGACCAUUCUAGAGUCGCUGCUGCAGGAGGAGAAGAAGGCACUGGCACAAGCUCUAGUCGAAAUGCACUUCACCAAAUCCGAGAUCAUCGUGAAGCAGGGCGAGGCUGGGAACACGUUCUACAUCCUCUACGACGGAGAGGUCAUCGUGACCAAGGACGACGUGGAACAGGUGCGGCUCACCGCCACAACUGGCGGCAAGGCACAGUUCUUCGGGGAGCGCGCUCUGCUCAACAACGAGGCCCGGGCAGCCACAGUAACGGUGAGCUCGGAGACAGCGAAGGCGCUCGCCCUGGACCGCGACUCCUUCAAUAUGCUCUUGGGCCCCUUGGAGGACAUCAUCAAGCAGAACCAGACUAGAACUGGCAAUCGGACAAGCCAGAUCAACAAAACGAACAUGAAGGCGGCAGCACUUGACACUGAGCGCAAGCGCAUUCGCCGCAAGGACUUGGCGCGGAUUGGUCUUCUCGGCUGCGGCGGUUUCGCCACCGUUGAGCUCAUGGAGCACAGAGUCACCAAAGAGACAUAUGCCAUGAAGUGUUUGAGCAAAGGAUAUAUAGUGCAGACUGGCAUGCAGGACAGCGUCAUGAACGAGAGGAACAUCCUUCUGAUGACGAAUUCCCCCUUUAUCAUCAAACUGUUCGAGGCAUACAGUGGCUCGCAAACGCUUUACUUCCUGAUGGAAGCUGCACUUGGCGGUGAACUAUAUGCCACCUACAACCGCAAGGGCCUGCACGGGAGCGAGAAGCACGCGAAGUACUACAUUGCAGGCGUCGUGUUGGCAUUCGAGCACCUCCACGAGCGCCACGUAAUUUACAGGGACUUGAAGCCAGAGAAUUUGCUGCUGACCGAGCAUGGCCACCUGAAGGUCACUGACAUGGGUUUGGCCAAGUUCGUCAUCGGCAAGACGUACACGACCUGCGGUACACCAGACUACUUUGCCCCAGAGGUCAUUGCUUCCAUAGGACACACCAACGCCGUGGACUGGUGGACCCUUGGCAUCCUACUCUACGAGCUGCUCUCGGGCGCCCCGCCCUUCGAGUCCCCCAACCCCAUGCAGGUGUACUCCAAGGUGAUGAAGGGCAUCAGCCGGAUCCAGUUCCCGAAGAAGUGCCAGGGCUCUGCCGAGGUGUUGAUCAAGAGCCUCCUGAAGAAGGAGCCGAGCGAGCGGCUCCCGAUGCGCCCCGGCGGCGUCAGGAACGUGAAGGAGAGCGAGUUCUACAAGGAUUCGAGGAACAAAUCGGACUUCGACUGGGGAGCGCACUUGAACGGGACUAUGGCGGCUCCGUACGUCCCCGUGGUGAAGAGCAAGACAGACAUCGCGAAUUUCUGCGCCAGAAAAGAGGACAUGCCGAAGUUCCUCGAGUACACCGACGACGGUUCAGGCUGGGACCAGGACUUCGCGACCGACGCCCCGUAGCGCGCCCUGGGCGCGCGAUGCCGCGCGCUGCCAGGCCGCGGGGCCUCCCCCGCACCAUGGCGGUCCGCACGGUCGGGAACGCGGGAGGCUACCCUCGCGUGAGGCGAGCGGGCCGGCCUUUUGCUCCUCCUCCUGCCAAGAGCCCCCCCCCUUCUUCUCGCCAUCCAACUUCCUUGAUCUCUGGCUUUUUGUUCCCUCUCGGGCGCGCUGCAUGUGUCAGAGGCCGGCGCGCCUUCUGGCGUGUCCCCGCGCUUUCCGCGGAAGGUGACACGGCGAAGGUCGCCACGCCGGCUGUUUUUCAGUGUUGACUAGUGCCCAUCGGCCGCGGUCGCUCUACCAUCUCGAGGGCUCCUGCUGCGGCCGCAGGCCUCCGAGGUCACGAACGGCGAACGUGACUGCUCGUGGGCGAGCAGCAUGUCUGAGACCGCGACCUCGCGGGCCGGGCCCCUGGGCCGCGACCC
This is a messenger RNA of Prorocentrum cordatum, 2999 nucleotides long. The record is from the annotation of a GenBank genome assembly. Lineage: Eukaryota; Dinophyceae; Prorocentrales; Prorocentraceae.